ACCUGGGCCUUUUUCCUCACCUGCUCCCAGACAAGUAACCUGACUGACGCCUCCUCUCACUCCACAGUUUGUCUUACACUUGUGUUCUGUAACCUUUAAAUAUUGAACCAUUGUACUUACUGCCGUUUAUUGGCAGUAAGUACUUCUUUGUUGAUGAUGUGGAGACUCUUGCUUAAGGACAUUUGUCAAUGGAUUAUAAAAGUAUUACAUUUGACAGAGGUGCUGCAGGUAGAGUAGGCAGGUGUUUGGGCUGCCAGUUGAUGAGCCUCCAGGAAGAAGCAGAGGUCUGAAAGGAUUCUAUGAGACAUUUUGUUUAAUGGGAUGCCUGCUGAUGAAGACGACUUACCCAUCCAGAGGUGAAAAAGAAGAAGAAGAAGAGGAGGAGAAAACAAAAAAGAUGUCAAGCUAAUAAGUGCUCUUGUUGUAAAGUGAAAAGCCGCUGCCUUCCACCUUGACGAGGUCAUCCAUGAUACCGAAUCACCUGGCACAUACAGUAGGAAAUUACUCAUGAGUAGAAGCAGGUUAGAACCUGCUGGGCAACGAAGGAAGUCGAGUUUUCCUCACAGCAGGUGGUCGAGGUGGUUGUGGCUGCCUGUUGUUGAGCCUGGAGUGUUUGGCAGCUUGUGGUGGUUUCUGUGUGUGGUUUCACGUUCAUCCAGAGAGAGUCCAGUUUGGUCCAGUAUGGCCUGUACAUAGCUUUGGUCCAUGUUUGCAGGGCUCCUACGUUUCACUGCUCCCUCCACUUUGACAUGCAGUAAAACAUUAAGGUGAACCGACCUUUGUUAUGAUCAACUGCCCCAAGAUGAAGAAUCGGAAAAUGUUCGUAUUUUGUGUCGCUCUCGUCUUCACCACAGGACGAGGCACAGAUGAGCAGCAUUUUUUGACAAAGACCAUUAAUGUUGGAGAAGAUGCGACUCUAACGUGUAGUCGUCCGUCUUCAGAAUUAGGACUCUUGUUUUGGGUCAAACUUGCUCCAGGACAUUUACCUGAAGUUGUAGCAGCCUCUUACACAUUUGAUACUGGUUUUAUUAAUGCGACUCCUCGGGUCUCAGCCAGAAAAGAGCCUGGAGCAUUUGUUCUACAUAUCAAAAAAAUGGAGCUGAGUGACACCGCAUUUUACUACUGUGAGAAAUUUGAUGAAUUGAAAAAAAUCAUUUUAAAUUCAACUUUCCUGAGAGUCAAAGGACCAGAACCAAAUGUCACUGCCAUCAUUGAACACGUUUCAUCUAAUCCAGUCCGUCCAGGAGACUCAGUGACUCUCCAGUGUUCCGUCCUCUCUGACCCUGAUGACAGGACGUGUUCAGAAGGUCCCAGCGUUUACUGGUUCAGAGCUGGAACUAAUAAGUCUCAUCCUGUUUUAGUUUAUGCCACUGAAAACAGCAAAGGUGAAUGUGAGCCGAGUUCUGAGACUCAGUCUUCACAGAAAUGUGUCUUCAGCUUCUCCAGACACAACGUCAGCUCCUCUGAUGCAGGAACUUAUCACUGUGCUGUGGCCACAUGUGGACGCAUUGUGUUUGGAAAUGGAGUAAAUCUGGACAUUGAUGUAAACACAUACUCACUGAGUGAAUGGCUCAUUACAGUGUUUGCUCUGUUGGCCGUCAGUGUGUCAGUGACAACCGUCCUCAUCUGCAUCAGGAAGCGUGAUACUUAUCGUGCUGUAGGAUCCAGUGACCUGUGCUCUCAGCAGGACGUCGAGGACGCGUCGAUUUAUUCCGCUGUUACUUUUACUGUUACGACCAAGUGGUGGAAUAAGAAGCAGCGGAAGCGAUGAGGCUGCACGAUGCUGUCUGACCUGCUGCCUGUUCACUCUGUUUCUACUGUCUGAGCAAAUGCACAGCUGUCAUGGAUUAUUAGGAAACCGUCAGUAAAUCUUAUAAGUACAUUUUAAAACAUGACUCACUGAGCUUUGUUUUUUCCCACAGCUCUAUUUAAAGGUGGUUUGCAUCGCCAUAUAAAUAACAGCAAACAAAGCCACACGCAGCAGCCACAGAGGUGGAUGCUGACUGUGGUCGGACUUUUUCCACACUCAGUCAACCAUGACCGAAAUACUUUGGCCUCAUCUACAGACGUCAGCGCACAGGAAGUCACAGGUGUUACUUCUAUAACAGGCACGAGCCUGAAGCAGCCACCGUCACUCACCCCGACUCCAUGAAUGUUUUAGAUUCUAGUUUGUUCAUGGUUUGGAUCCAUUUCUGUUCUGCCUGUGUUUCUACAUUGACUCAAGGAGAUAAUAACCUGAACAUUUGCUGUUAUAACCAUGUUUAUCAUGUAAUAAAGCAUUUAUAGAUCUCACCGGCUGAUAUAAAAACUGAAUUGAAGUUGUAGACUUAUUUAUGACCAGUUUAUUAAAGCAUCAGAUCUCAAUGUUUGUUUCUGUUCACGUCCUGUUUUCACGUCAAGGGGGCAGCGGUGAACAGAAAGAGACAUGUGGCUUCAUGUUCUGAGUAAUGUCUCACAUUAACGGAGGAGUCACAGUUAAGAGGAACAGUCGUUAUCAGAGUUAAUGCUAAGAAUACAACCUAACAUAAAAACCACAUCAGGCCUUAGACUAUAGGGUCUGUUAGGGUUUUAGAGACACUGUACAUGUCACCUUCCUGUUUAAUGUAAUCAUCUAAAAUACAAACUGUUACUACAUCUGGUGUUGAUACCAACAGUGAAUCUCAUUAAAACGGUGUUGAACAACUGAGGGCAAACAGCAGGUUGAAUUAUUCACUAUAACUGCACAGAGGUGUGUGUGUGUGUGUCUGUCUGUCUGUCUGUUAAAACCAGAAGUGUUCAUGCUGACAUACACGCGGAAUAGAAAGAUGUGGUUUUUAUCACUUCUACUUUAGCUUUUUUUCCAGUACUUAAAAGUCAAGAUGAGGCCAAUCGCACUGUCUGGACUUUGCUCCUCCCUCGUCGCCCUCCUCCUGUUUUAUAACAUUAUAUCACCAUUAACUAUCUGAGAUCUGAACUACCUUCUGCACUGGAUUAACCUGAAAAUGAUGAGACUUCUUGUAUUUUUGAUGUUUACAUUUGGACGAGGCACAGAUGAGCAGCAUUUUUUGACAAAGACCAUUAAUGUUGGAGAAGAUGCGACUCUAACGUGUAGUCGUCCGUCUUCAGAAUCAGGACUCUUGUUUUGGGUCAAACUUGCUCCAGGACAUUUACCUGAAGUUGUAGCAGCCUCUUACACAUUUGAUACUGGUUUUAUUAAUGCGACUCCUCGGGUCUCAGCCAGAAAAGAGCCUGGAACAUUUGUUCUACAUAUCAAAAAAAUGGAGCUGAGUGACACCGCAUUUUACUACUGUGAGAAAUUUGAUCAAUUGAAAAAAAUCAUUUUAAAUUCAACUUUCCUGAGAGUCAAAGGACCAGAACCAAAUGUCACUGCCAUCAUUGAACACGUUUCAUCUAAUCCAGUCCGUCCAGGAGACUCAGUGACUCUCCAGUGUUCCGUCUUCUCUGACCCUGAUGACAGGACGUGUUCAGAAGGUCCC
Messenger RNA from Betta splendens (Siamese fighting fish), 3476 nucleotides. Its product is annotated as signal-regulatory protein beta-2-like. Gene Ontology annotation, biological process: response to bacterium. Bases 785 to 1771 code for a protein of 328 amino acids. The transcript has 11 exons. Lineage: Eukaryota; Metazoa; Chordata; Actinopteri; Anabantiformes; Osphronemidae. The record is from RefSeq and is a predicted model, not a curated record.